Molecule: messenger RNA, 2347 nt
Organism: Amphibalanus amphitrite
Lineage: Eukaryota; Metazoa; Arthropoda; Thecostraca; Balanomorpha; Balanidae
Product: glycosyltransferase-like domain-containing protein 1
Exons: 10
Coding region: 617-2023 (468 amino acids)
Molecular function (GO): glycosyltransferase activity
Source: RefSeq, a predicted model, not a curated record
CGCUAAGAAUGAAUCAAUGCCCUGGAAUCAAUCGUCAAUAUCAAUAAACGAAGAAUUAUACCUUCUAAAGUUUUUUUUUUGUUGUCGAAUAAUUAAAAAGUUCACUUGAUGUGAAAGUGUAUUUCAUCAGCUCAUUUGUUUCGACACAUGAGCUCGUAUACUAUUAUUGUCUGCUUUUUAGACACCCCCGAUAGCCCUCUAUUUGCUUACCUUGCUUCCACUACGUUUCCACUUUCCACGUGGGAGACAUUUGGCGCGCGGCGCGAAUACUGAGAGGUGGGGACGCACGGCGCGAGGAGGAGAAGCUUUUUUCAAUAAAAAGGAUUCUUUCGUUGGAUGUAAGCAAUGGAGUGCGCGUCAAGAAGGCUGAAGAUGAAGAACAAAAGCAGAUGUUCGCCUUGGGUGUCAUCAGCAAUUGUAUGUCUUUGAUUUGCCACCGCAGCAUAACAACCAGGAAGCAUUCACUGGAUGAAGAAGGGCCAGGACAAUAUUAAAAGGCGGCGCUUGGGACUACGUGGGACCACUGAGGACUGAGGAGAGCGUAGCCGAGGAACACCGAGGAUUACCUGGGACCGACAGACGACACCUGGGACCGCCGAACACUACCCGGGGAGCCAUGCUGCUGCUAGUGGAGGCGUUCUACGCGGGCUCUCACCGGCAGCUGAUCACCACACUGAUGGACGGUCUACGGCUCGAUGAGACCAACUGUCGGCUGGUGACCAUGUCGGGUCGGAAGUGGCACUGGCGCGCGCGGACCUCGGCGCUGCACCUGGCCCAGCAUAUUCCCCGCGAGACCUACAGCGUACUGUUCACCUCGUCGGUGACUCCUCUGGCCGAGCUGUGCGGCCUCCGACCGGACCUGGCCGCCGUGCGAAAGGUGCUCUACUUCCACGAGAACCAGCUGGUGUACCCAGUGAGAAAGGCAGCCGACACCGACUUCCAGUACGGCUACAACCAGAUCACUGCCUGCCUGGUCGCAGACGAGGUGGUGUUCAACUCUCUGUACAACAUGGAGUCGUUCCUGAACAACAUAGACCACUUCAUGAAGACCCAGCCGGACUACCGUCCCAGGGGACUGGCUGAACAGAUACGGGUGAAGUGCCGGGUGCUGUACUUCCCGCUGUGUGUUCCGGAGACUGUCCUGGCGCCGCGAGAAGAAGGGUCCGAGACAGGCCAGGACCGGGAGGGCGACGGAGACCGGGACCGGAGCCAGGACAGGGAGAGCGGCGGGGACCAGGACCAGGAGAGCACCGAGGACCGGGACGGGGACCAGGAGAGUGCUGAAGACCAGAACCACAGCUCAGAGUCGGAGCGACCGCUCCACAUUCUGUGGCCGCACAGAUGGGAGCAUGACAAGAACCCGUCGCUGUUUUUCGACACGCUGUCACGGCUACACGAGGAGGGGGUGCCGUUUCGACUGUCAGUGUUGGGAGAGCGGUGUCGGGAGGUACCGGACGUGUUCGAGCGAGCACGGACCCAACUGGAGGACCGUAUCGAGCACUGGGGCUACCUGCCCUCCAGGGAGGACUACUGGCGCGUGCUGGGAGCGGCUGACGUGGUCGUCUCCACCGCCGAUCACGAGUUCUUCGGCGUCGCCGUCCUGGAGGCGGUGUGGUGCGGCUGUCUGCCGCUCUGCGUGGACCGGCUCGUCUACCCGGAGUGGUUCGAGCGUCGCCUGCUGUUCCGCACCCCAGCCCAGCUGCUGAAGCGGCUGAGACAGCUGUGCCGGCGGCCAGGGACGGCUCGCACGGAGCGGCGCCAACUCCGACCGGACCUGGAGCGGUUCGGGUGGCCGGCGCUGAGAGAGCGGUACCGCGAACUGCUCGGCCUGCCGCCCGAACGGGACGGGGAAGAGAACCGUGAGGGAUACGGACACAGGGAAUGUGGUGGUGGCAGCGACAGUGGUGGAAACAUGGGAGGAGACAGGGACAGUGAAAAAGAUGUGGACAGAGAGCCAGGCGAAGGAGCGGGCGGUAAUAGAGACGGUUGUGAAUGUGAUGGUAAUCAGGAGUUAGGUAGAUAACCACUUGUGAAUUGUGGGGAUACCGGCGCGUCAAGUGCGGGCAAACUGUCGGAUCGUGAACUGCGGCGAGAUAGCGGUGUAAGGUGAAUAUGUCGUAUUUCAGUGAGUGUUGCUAGUUUCACCGUUCUGACUGCGCCGCGUGUUGACGAGUGGAUUUGCAACUUGAGAGGUGCUGCUCGAGAUGUCGUCCACGCUGAUUUUAUACGUUUUGUAAUGGUUUAGUACCACGCUGCUAUUGUUGUUGUUUUUUUUUUUGGUGUGUCGAUUGAUUAUGUGCCCAAAUUUGUGAUAAAGCUGUUAAAGAAAUAAAUUGAUCAUCUUACA